UAAGCCGCUUUCUCUACCGGCUUGACAGUGCGGUCGAUGAAUGGCGAGUUCAAUUCGCUAUGUAUACGCGUGACGUUGGGCACUCGUGGAUUUCGUCAGAUCGCGCGGAAAUGUUAUCGCGUUCGAUGUCGCGACUGUCGAGCUUGGAAAGCGACACGAUGUGUACAUUCGCGGCGAAUUUGAGCGGUAUUUUUGCUUAUCUCAACUACCUGACACCGAAGAGCAGAAAGGAAAUCCUGGAAUUGCUAGUCGGUGGUCUGAAAAGAUUAGAGUAUCGUGGAUAUGAUUCUGCAGGCGUCGCCCUCGACAGCGCUGAUGGCAAGGACAUCUCGAUUAUUAAGAAGCAGGGAAAGGUCAAGGCUCUCGAGGAGGAAAUAUUUUGCCGUACCAAUAUUGACUUCGAGUCAAAGACUCAAUGUCACGUCGGGAUCGCUCACACGCGAUGGGCGACCCACGGUGUGCCAUCGGCGUUGAAUGCCCACCCUCAGCGUUCCGACAGCGAGCAUGCUUUCUUGGUUGUGCACAAUGGUAUCGUGACGAAUUACAAGGAGGUGAAAACUCUGCUGCAACAAAGAGGAUAUGCGUUUGAGAGUGACACCGAUACGGAGGUGAUCGCGAAACUGAUUCACCAUCUUUGGGUGCAACAUCCUGCGUAUUCAUUCCGCGAGCUCGUCGAACAGGUCGUCCAGCAGUUGGAGGGUGCUUUCGCUCUUUGCUUCAAAAGCAAAUACUUCCCGGGUGAAUGCGUGGCCACGAGACGAGGUUCGCCGCUUCUCGUUGGUAUCAAGACGAAAACGAGACUGGCGACGGAUCAUGUACCUAUCUUGUACGGGAAAGACGACCUUCAACGCGCGAACAAAGAAGGCGAAGCACCGUCUCAAGAUCAUCGUCCGCACGGCAGAAAUUCUGAACUUCCGGUCAUACCGCGUAGCGAGAGCACGUCCGAAUUUCAACCUCUGGAGGACAAGGAGGUGGAAUAUUUCUUCGCUUCUGAUGCCAGCGCCGUGAUUGAACAUACGAAUCGUGUGAUAUUUCUAGAGGACGACGAUGUGGCGGCUGUUAAGGAAGGUGCCCUGAGUAUUCAUCGUCUGCGUCGCUGUAUGGACGAUCCUCAUGCUCGCGAGAUCACGACGCUCAAGAUGGAGAUUCAGCAAAUUAUGAAGGGCAAUUACGAGUACUUUAUGCAGAAGGAAAUCUUUGAGCAGCCCGAGUCGGUAGUGAACACUAUGAGAGGACGACUCAACUUCCAGGACAAUUCUGUUACGCUGGGCGGCAUCAAGGAUUAUAUACCGGAAAUCAAACGGUGCAGGCGUCUCAUGUUGAUCGGUUGUGGCACGAGCUACCAUUCUGCUAUAGCCACGCGACAGCUCCUCGAAGAGCUGACAGAGUUGCCGGUGAUGGUCGAGCUCGCGUCCGACUUUCUCGACCGUAACACGCCGGUCUUUAGGGACGACGUCUGUUUCUUCAUUUCGCAAUCAGGUGAAACGGCUGAUACGUUAAUGGCACUGCGUUAUUGCAAGAGUCGUGGUGCUCUUAUAGUGGGUAUUACCAACACCGUCGGUAGCAGCAUUUGCCGCGAAUCCCAUUGCGGUGUGCACAUAAACGCCGGUCCUGAGAUCGGUGUAGCCAGCACCAAGGCUUAUACCUCGCAAUUCAUUUCUCUUGUAAUGUUCGCUCUGGUGAUGAGCGAAGACAGAAUCUCUCUCGGUUCGAGACGCCAACAGAUUAUCGAAGGUUUGAAGAAUCUGGACAAUCUUAUUCGCGAGGUAUUGAAGCUCGAUGACAAGGUCAAGGAACUGGCCAAGUCACUGUUUCAGCACAAGUCCCUGCUGAUAAUGGGUCGUGGAUACAAUUUUGCUACGUGUAUGGAAGGCGCGCUCAAAGUAAAAGAGUUGACGUAUAUGCACAGCGAGGGUAUUAUGGCUGGCGAAUUAAAACACGGUCCUUUAGCUCUCGUCGACGACUCCAUGCCGGUAAUUAUGAUCGUGAUGAGAGACCCGGUGUAUGUGAAAUGCAUGAACGCGCUGCAGCAAGUUACCGCGCGAGACGGUAAGCCGAUUGUUAUUUGUGAAGAGGGAGAUGAGGACACGAAAUCAUUCGCCGAUCGAGCUCUCGAGAUACCUAAGACAGUUGACUGUCUACAAGGAAUUCUCACCGUCAUUCCCAUGCAACUGCUGUCCUUCCAUAUUGCGGUUUUGCGUGGUUGCAACGUCGACUGUCCGAGGAAUCUGGCCAAGUCAGUGACGGUCGAAUAGAGAAGAUUGGACACACUGUUCUUCGUGAAGCUUUCACGGGUCUCGGGUAUCAUCGGGGAGUUACUGGUAGCUUUUGGAAUCCUGUGGAAACUCGUCGAGCUUCGUCGAAAGCCUGUCGAGAAUUGUAGAUGGGAAGGAAAAGACGAGAAAUUGUUAGUACCAGAAUGUACCACAUGUCAUUCAUAUCAAUUGAUAUUCAUUCUUUUCUUUUUUCAAAUCAUCGCUACUCGCGUUUUAUAUUUUAUGACGCUUAAUACGUGAAUAUGUUAAAUGCAUAAAAGCUUAACACUAAACUCGCAACCGAGCGUUCUUUUGCUUGUGCCACAAGAGCAAAAUAUUUUUUUCACGCGAGUAUGUUGUAAAAUUUUCGGAAGCGGCAACUGAAAUUGAUUCGUCACACGACAAUAAUGUCGUAAUCGAUGCAACGUUCCUUUUCGCAAGCGAUAAUAAUACAAAGAAAUUUCAUUGCAUUUAACAUUUGUAUCUUAAUUCGCGUAUGACGCCUCUAAUGGUUUGUAUUUCAUUUAAAUAUGAUUAAAGGCGAGCAAAUAUGAUUAAUUUUUGUUUGUGGGAUAGGACGCAAUUCACAUAUCCUUACGAUCGAAUAAAUACGUUCGUUAUCAUUGUGCUACAUUUCAAGAAAAGACUCUCGUUUCAAAGCAUAUUUAAAAUAGUCUUUUAGUUAGUAUACUUUCUUUGUUACAUCAUCAUUAUCAUUAUGUCAAAACGUUAAUUGAUGCGUCACGUACAUAUGACGUUAAUGUCACGAUAAUUGAGUAUGACGCACGUAUACGAUACUGAUAACAAACGUGCCAAUUAUUUUAAAACUUUUUGAACGAUGGCCUGCAUACGUCGAUGGCUGAGUCAAUUUUGACGUAUGAAUGUGUUCUUUUUGCGCGUUUAAAAAGAAACUAAAUUUUUCUACUAAUUUAUCAGUAAUCGCAUUAUAUAGUAUUUACAAUAUUUUGCAGUAAUUGUCAUUCAUCAUUAAGCUCAAAUUUAAUAAUACGCGAAGAAAAUUGCGAUUUUCGUAAACAGUAACUUUGCACAGCCACUGUUUGUGCAAAGGGUAAGACUGCGAUAGGAAUUUCCGUGCGUUCCAACGACUAUUACGAUAGACUGUAUUAGACGUGCGACAUUUCAUGAA
Molecule: messenger RNA, 3402 nt
Organism: Harpegnathos saltator (Jerdon's jumping ant)
Lineage: Eukaryota; Metazoa; Arthropoda; Insecta; Hymenoptera; Formicidae
Gene: Gfat2
Product: glucosamine-fructose-6-phosphate aminotransferase 2
Exons: 15
Coding region: 60-2255 (731 amino acids)
Biological process (GO): carbohydrate derivative biosynthetic process; fructose 6-phosphate metabolic process; protein N-linked glycosylation
Molecular function (GO): carbohydrate derivative binding; L-glutamine:D-fructose-6-phosphate transaminase (isomerizing) activity
Source: RefSeq, a predicted model, not a curated record